AUGAACGCUGUCAAUGGUCUCACGCCGCAAGAUUUUGCCGAUCCGAACACUGCCAUCCUUGAUGGCAUACGUGUUGGUCUGCGCGGUUUCGUUAACGAGAUGAGGAAGGCAUACAUAUCCUCUUAUGACUGUGCGAAAGGAAUUACGUGGGAUGGUACUUUUACGGACAAAGCACCUGAGGAAAGCAGAAAUGGUGUGAAAGUCUUCUUGACAAUUCAAAAGAUGCUUUCCGAUGACCUGACUGAGUUGUAUACGCAGUUGACUGAAAAGACUGUGUUGCGGGGGCUCAAAAUAUACGCAUCUUCUGAUGACAAGGAAAACACGCUAGGUGAUCUACUGCAAAAAUGCGGGUAUAAAUUAGGCAGUGAGAAUGGUAGGCAGGAUGGCGAGGUUCAGUGCUCUGCUAAAAUGAUGGGCAGAAACAUACUUGGUCACCUUACGCAAAAUAUUCAAAACGCGCACUAUAAUGAACAUCUUAAGCAGUGCAGACCAAAUAGGAAACGGUACAACUUCGGACUAAUCGAUAUAAUAGCGUGCAUCUUCCAACAUGUAAAUCAAUACUACACUGUCUGUCACCUACCAACUGUACAGUCAUCUAAGCUGCCAUGCAACAUUUACCAGAUGCUCUCAUGGCUCUGUGGCUUAACAUAUAAUCAAGUGUACCCGCAACUAUCGCUUAACGCAUUUAGCGAUUUGUUCGAUAAGGGUGAACAAUCUGCGCCAGCAGACAGUGAGGACGUAUCCUUCGUUGACGAAACUGCCGACGCAUUGCCAGCUUAUCCACAUGAAGUCAGCGUUGCAAAUCUCUCGACCACACUUAUGGAGGUAUGCCAUCAUUCGUAUGAGGUAUUGUGUGCAAUACUAGGCCACGGACACGCAGGUGGUCGUUACGCCUGUGAUUUCAAUACGAACCCGGACAAGUUGUCAUAUCCAAGUAACCCGUCAAAGUGUCUAGACCUAUGCAUAGAAAUACUGAUUAGACUAUAUAAUCAACUCUACUUCAUAUACGUUCAGUGUCAUCGUUUAUCAAACGCUGUGUCGUGGCGUGAUUGUUAUUAUGGUCGGCACGUGGGCGGUUCGUCAUGGGAGUGCAAUGAGAUACAAUGCGCUGACCUAAUUGCCAACCAAAGAGGUGCCCAAAAGUGUAACCAAAACGCUGCCCAAACGUGUGAGCAACACCCGAAGUGUGGCAUAAAGUCGCCUCUGCAGUCAUUCUUGGAGGAUGGUCUGCCUGGGUUUCUCCCUCACCCCUUCAAAACACCCAAUUGCAAACUAACUUGUGAAGCGCCAAACCAUCGUGGCAUACCAUGCAAAACUCCAAUGGGCUUUGCAGAUAUCAGUGUAACGGCGUCACAUACAAAAAAAGGAUCGCACCUCGCAGAGGCUUUAGCAGCUUUAUGCGGUACACCGAAUACACCCUUGGCUGCAAUCUGCGCCUCACUUACGUGCUUGUUACAGCGAGCUCCGCAGACCUUGGACGACAUGUUCUCAUUCUACUAUCAUCUACUUAAAGGUUGGAAUGGUAGUAACAGCAAACGCAAUACGCAUAAAUGCUAUGCUUUCAAUGAUGCCGUCACAAAGGCCCAUUUCGGUGAAGCAUAUCCAGAUUUGGAUAUAACCACGAUAUUUAAGGGCAGCGAUCACAGGACUGGUAAUCACGUUAACGGUGAGCUGCAUAGUUUAUUUACGUGCGAUUACGGUAACAAAACUGAAAUGGAAUGCGGCCGGUAUAUGCAGCCAUUUGGCCACAAUAUAUGGACAGUUUUCUCCGAAGUCAAUGCCGACAAAUAUCUCACUUGGAUUGUCUAUCUCACGGAAGCAUUUUACGAUUUACUCAAGAAGCUGUACGAAGAGUGUUGCAAAAACUGCAAAACCCCAGGAUCACGGUGUCAUGGUAAGACGUGUCACCAGAACUGUUUAGUUUCCCAUACCUCCACUCAUUCUAAAAACUGUAGGUCAAUUGCUCAGUGCCCAUUCACACGUCCGACAUUAUGCAAAUACGGAUUUGUAUUUCAGAGCGAAUCAAACCUCAGCGGAACAUAUGGCCCGGAAACAAAACGAACGUGCCAAGACUUCUGCAACGCAUUAAAUAAGGUUUUGAAAAAGGGUAAUGUUCUUGGCGAUUUGACAUAUAUCACCAUUCCGAACUUCCUUUGGAAAAUUAGAGAAAAAUUCUUCUGGACCACCGUCGCCCUCUGGCUCCUCUCCUUCCUCUACCUGACCCACAUCAUGGUCAUCCGCCUCGACCUGCUCCACAUCAAAUCGCAUCUACAUAGUCCAUCAUCACAUCGUAUAGCUGCUCAGUCACUACUCGCCGCUGCACGUGUUAACAAGCUUAACAGGGUGUUUUAUCUGCAACCAUAA
Babesia bigemina is the source of this 2364-nucleotide messenger RNA. RefSeq lists its product as hypothetical. The coding region runs from base 1 to 2364 and encodes 787 amino acids. Lineage: Eukaryota; Apicomplexa; Aconoidasida; Piroplasmida; Babesiidae. The record is from RefSeq and is a predicted model, not a curated record. The transcript has a single exon.